GAAAACCCUAUUUUCUUUUUCCUUUCUCACGGUUAAAUUCUGUCUUUUUUUUCUUCUCUGCAGCCAAACAGAGCAUUGUUUCUUAAGUUGUUUUUCCUUUGUUUGAUGUUAAUAGCUUUCCAGAAUGGGAUUUCAAAAGGUUUAUAAAUGCUUGAUGCAUAUAUUCCCGCAGGUUGAUUCGCGUAUUCUAAAAGCUGUUGCUAUUGAGAACUCUAAGGAUGUGGAUGCAGCUGCAGAGAUUGUUCUGUCUGAGAUUCUGCCUUACAUGUCUAAACAAACGGUGGCUGCUAGUUCUUCCUCAAGGAGACCGAAUCCGCGCGUGCCUCCAAAUAGAGCUUUGGAUGAGGAAGAAGGCAAUCGAUUGAGGCAGCAGAAGGUAUUGUUGGUGAACACAGCAUGCUCUCCUACAGAUCCAUUGUUGGAAGCAAAUGAAGUUCUCAGAGACGAUGUUCUUACAGGUGCUGCUACCGGUGUGGGUUCUGUUGAGGCAUCAAGUGCAGCGAGUACUUCAAAAACCCAUGAGAACAACAAUAAUGAGCCUGCUGAUGUUGUAACCGAUGAAUUGAUUUUGUUGGGGAACACAGAAAAAUGUUCUGAAAUUGGGAAAGCUGAAUCUAGUGUCAGCUUGAGUGCUUUAGGGAUUGAUAAUCUUCUGCCUUAUGUGAAUCUUGAAAUUAAGGGGUCUGCAUCUAAAGACCAAACCGUAGCCAUUGAAGAUGGGAUUGUGAGGACUUCUCAUACUUCACCAGACACAGCUGAUAAGUCUACCUCACUUCUGGAGAAUACUGAUAGCAGUGGCAGCUAUAAUGAUAUUUUAAAGUUAUAUGGGCCUUUAGAUCUGAAUGCGGUUUCAUGCAGAAACAGUUCAUUCAAUAGAAUCUUGAUAGGGGAAGAAAAUGCUGGGGCUCUUCUUGUUCCAUCAUCUUCUCAAGAACAAAUGGCAGAAGCCCUGAGAGCUGGCCUUCAUUCUGAAAUCAAUGACCACUCUACUGGUUCUGAGAAACUAGAAGGAGGUUCUAUAGAACUGAAAUCCCAGCAGGACCCCAUCAGUGAUAUGGGCAAUAUUGAGGAUGAUACCGUCAAUCCUGUUGUUAGUGGGUCUAGUCAAACAUGCAGAAUUGAUCUACGUGAAGAGGUCAUUGAAGAUGCUAAAAAUAAUGAGAAAACCUUGUUUCAGUUCAUGCAGUCGAUAAUGGAUUUGAUGAGAGAAGUCGUACUUCAAGAGGAAGCUGCAGAACUAGCAAAAGAAGAAUGUGCCGAGGAUGGUUUAGAUAUUCUCGUCAAGGUGGAGGAACUUAGACAGAGGCUGGCACAGCAGGCUGGAGAUGUAUUUGGGGAGAAGGCAAUUUUAUUCUCUGAAGGAAGGGAGCUUCAAAGUCGCUUGCGCAGCUUAUCAGAGGAAAGAGAUAAAUCUCUUUCCAUUCUCGAUGAGAUGCGUCAAACCCUUGAAGCUCGCCUAGCUGCUGCAAAGGAGUUGAUGAAAGCAGCAGAGCAGGAGAAGCUGGAAAAAAAAGAAUCUGCCCUUAGCGCUCUUGCCGAGCAAGAAGCGAUUAUGUCAAAAGUGGUUCAAGAGUCUGAGAUUUUACAGCAGGAGGCAGAAGAAAAUUCCAAGUUACGAGAGUUUCUUAUGGAACGUGGUCAGAUUGUUGACUCAUUACAAGGAGAAGUAUCUGUUAUUUGCCAGGAUGUAAGAUCGCUUAAAGAGAAGUUUGAUCAGUGUAUCCCGUUGAGCAAAUUCAUAUCCUCAAGCCGAACCAGCCGCAUCCUGGCUUCCUCCAGCUCAUCUCCGAAAAGCACGACCCCAGAUCUUAGUCCCGAGCAGGGAGAGACGGCUAAAACCCUAGAGAAGAGUAGCCCAACACCACCCGUCGAUGUGCAAUCACCGAAAAGUAGAUCAUCAGACGAAUGGUACAAAGCUGAUGACAAGGAGCUACUAAUCGAUGAAGAGUGGGAAUUUUUGGAGGAUGCCGAAUUCAAUAUAGCAUCACAGUGAAGCUAUCUUAAUCGUUGAUGAAACAUAAUCGAACCCCAUCCCUCGGUUAUAAAUGAUUUUAAUAUUUUCAUGCAUGUAAUACAUAUAUAUAUAUAUGAUGAUAAUUUAAAAGAUACUGGAACAAAAGCGAUAUGUAUAUUGGUAUGAUACCGACGAACUUAGUAUA
This is a messenger RNA of Hibiscus syriacus, 2159 nucleotides long. RefSeq lists its product as uncharacterized. NCBI's taxonomy places the organism in Eukaryota, Viridiplantae, Streptophyta, Magnoliopsida, Malvales, Malvaceae. The coding region runs from base 125 to 1993 and encodes 622 amino acids. The transcript has 9 exons. The record is from RefSeq and is a predicted model, not a curated record.